GGCCCCGCCCCCGCCCGUGGCGCCUGCGCGGUGUGCGCUGUGGCGGCCGAGCCGGGGGAGCCGAUCAGCGUCGCGGCGGCGGCAGCUGGAGACAAAGCGCCCGACUAAUGAAUGGGACGGUCCUGCCCGACCCUUCCCUUUAACUCCUUCGGGCCCGGCCGGGCGGCGGUCACUGGUGGCCUCCCGCUUCCGCGGCGGCUGACUGGCGAGGUAGACUCCUCAGCAUCAAUUUUGGAUAGCAUGUAUUGAACCUGAAAUGAAGCCAAUGGAACACAGUGGAGCAGAUAUAUGGUGUGAAAGGAUCAUAAUUACCUAAUCAACAUCAACAGAAUGGCUUCCUUGAUGAAGAAAACAGAACAUUCAGUUCAUAGGCUUAUGUCUACAACAUGAAGUAUUUAACAGUAGCUGUCUUUGAGAAAUUAAUUUGUGACCUGAGAUCUCCUGGUCCAGGAAAGAAAUUGAGAUUUUACAAAUUAGAGCUAUAAUUUUUCAAUACUUUUUUUGUGACUAAUGAUAUUUAAAUUUGCACAACAAAAAUAUAGAAUACAAAACCCAAGGGUUAUACUGAUACAUUUUUGUUUGUGCAUUACACAGGCUAUAUCAUUUUAAAUUAAAUUUUAAAUCAUCUUUACUUUUUAUUUAUUUCUUAAUACAUGAAGACUCAGCAAGAAUAAUUUGUCACCCAUGGAAAAAAAUAAGGCAUAUUCCCCAAAAAUGGACAGUAAUUUUGUGUUAGAUAAAAUCAACAAUUUAAAAGUAGAACAAGAAGAUGGAAUAAAUAAUUGUACUCUGGAAAGAAUGGAUAUAAAAAAUGAACAUGAAGAUUUGAAACAUACAGACAGUAGUGAUGAACAAGACGACAAAGAAAAACAUUUCAUCAAUAACAAUCCUGGCAAAUAUUUAUCUACCGAAAAUGAAGAUGAUUAUGGAUCUCUGUUUUCUCAGUAUAGUAGUACUCUUUAUGAUGUUGCAAUGGAAGCUGUGACACAAAGCCUCCUUUCUAGCAGAAACAUAAGCUCACGGAAAAAAUCCCCUGCUUGGAAUCAUUUUUUUAUAUCCCCUCGAGACAGCACUAAAGCAAUAUGUAUGUACUGUAUGAAAGAAUUUAGCAGGGGUAAAAAUGAAAAGGACCUAAGUACAAGUUGUCUCAUGAGACAUGUGAGGAGAGCUCAUCCUACUGUACUUAUUCAAGAAAAUGGAAGUAUGCCAGGUCUAGCGUCUCUUUCUUCGCCUUCAUUAUUACUGCCUGCUCAGUCUGCAGAUGUUGGAGAUUUAAGUGCAGUGUUAUCGCCUAUAAAACUGGUCAAGAAAAUUGCUUCUAAGAUACCAUCUCCAGAUCGAGUAAUUGAGGAAUCUGUUUCUAUAGUCUCUUCUGAAGAAAUAUCAGACCUUUCAGUUUCUGAAAAGUGCAUCAAAGAAGAAGUCAUGGCUGGGUCAUCUCCACCCCUACCCAACAAUCAAUAUGAUGAAACUGUGGAGAAUGUAGCAGAGAAAACUGUUCCAAUUCCAAAGAGUACAUCAGGUUCCAGAAGAAGAUCUGCUGUCUGGAAACACUUUUAUUUGUCUCCUUUAGAUAAUUCUAAAGCAGUUUGCAUCCACUGCAUGAAUGAAUUCAGUAGAGGAAAGAAUGGAAAAGAUCUAGGAACUAGUUGCUUAAUAAGGCACAUGUGGAGAGCCCAUCGUUCUAUUGUUUUGCAGGAGAAUGGCGGUGGUACAAGCAUACCACCUUUGUAUUCUGCUCCUCCAACUUUAUUGCCUUCUUUACUGCCCUCUGAUGGUGAUCUGAAUUCUGUGUCGUCCUCUCCAGGAAAACUGAUUAAAGAAUCAAUGUCUGCUUCUUCCUCUCCAGAUAGAAUGGUAGAGGAGAUCCAUUCUGCUCUCCCUUCUGGAGAUGCUCUGGUGGAAGACUCAUCGAUGUUGUCAGCUGAUGAUAUAGGUGAAGCCUCCUUAGUGUCUUCUCCUGAGAAGCAGUGUGAGGGAUUAAGUCCAUUGAUAUUUGAACGUAGCUCUGUGUUUCAGCAGAAUAAAAGGAUUAUGAAAAGGCUUAAAUCAGAAGUUUGGCAUCAUUUUUCACUGUCUCCAGUGGACAGUCUAAAAGCUAUAUGUAGAUACUGCAGUUGUAUGAUAAGUUGUGGGAAAAAAGGAGAUGUAGGCACAAGCUGCUUGAUGAGACAUCUAUAUAGACGCCACCCUGAGGUGAUUGGGAACCAAAAGAGUUUUAUAGAUGCAAGUUUGGCAAAUUCUCCUUAUGCUACUUUGGCUUCUGCGGAAUGUUCAUCCUCAAAAUUGAUUGACUUACCCACAAUGGUUACAAAUGGUAAUCCAAUUAUAUUUCCUGCCAAUAGCAAGAAGACCUCAAAACUGUGGAAUCACUUUUCAAUUUGUUCUGCAGAUUCAACUAAAGUAAUAUGUAUGCACUGUGGACGUACAAUAAGCAGGGGGAAAAAGCCAAUUAAUUUAGGUACAAGUUGCCUUCUAAGACAUUUGCAGCGGUUUCAUAACAAUGUGCUGAAAACUGAUGCUUCAGAGACAGUGUUGUCCUCUUCUAUGGAUAAUCACAAGCCACUGAACACAGAAUUAUUAGGAUCGUCAACCUUUGAUGAAACCAAUGACAAGUUUUGUGAUUCUCACCCAGUUGCCAAAAAAAUUACAAGUCUUGUAGCUGAAAUGAUUGCACUUGACCUUCAGCCAUAUUCUUUUGUAGACAACAUUGGCUUUAACAGACUGCUUGAAUACUUGCAACCUCAGUAUUCUUUACCUUCACCAUCGUAUUUUUCUAGGACAGCAAUUCCAGAAAUGUAUGAUAAUGUGAAACAAAUAAUUAUUUCACAUCUGAAAAAAGCUGAAAGCGGAGUGAUACAUUUUACAUCAGGAAUAUGGAUGAGCAAUCAAACACGAGAAUACCUAACUCUUACUGCUCACUGGGUAACAUUUGAGUCCUCAUUUAGACCACAGUGUGAAGAUUACCAUUGUACAGCACUUUUAAAUGUGUCACAGAUUGAUUGUGACUACAAUGGCAUCAGUAUUCAGAAGCAGCUAGAAUAUUGGUGGGAAGCCUGGAUAACUUCCAUUGGCCUUCAGAUUGGGAUUACUGUUACUGAUAAUCAGAGUAUAGGAAAAACUUUAAAUGAAAGUGAUCAUUCGAGUGUGCAGUGUUUUGGUCACACUGUUAAUCUCAUAGUAAAUGAGGCUAUUAAAAGUCAGAGAAUGGUUCAAAAUUUGCUUAGUAUUGCAAGAAAGAUUUGUGAACGUGUUCAUCGGUCAGCAAAAGCAAAGGAGAAAUUAGCUGAGUUACAAAAGGAAUAUGAGUUGCCCCAGCAUCAACUUAUUCAAGAUGUUCCAUCCAAAUGGAAUACAUCAUUCCAUAUGCUUGAACGCUUAAUUGAACAGAAAAGAGCAAUUGAUGAAAUGUCAAUAGAGUGCAGCUUUAGGGAGCUGAUAAGUUGUGAUCAGUGGGUAGUUAUGCAAUCUGUGUGUCAUGCUCUGAAACCAUUUGAAGUUGCAAGUAGAGAGAUGAGUACACACAUGUCCACUUUAAGCCAGGUGAUUCCAAUGAUUCACAUACUUAACAGAAAAAUAGAGAUGUUGUUUGAGGAAACAAUGGGCAUUGACACCAUGUUAAAAUCUUUGAAAGAAGCUAUGGCGAGUAGAUUGUCCAGCACACUUCAUGAUCCAAGGUACAUUUUUGCUACACUUUUAGACCCUCGCUAUAAAACAUCCUUAUUUACAGAGGAGGAGGCUGAACAGUAUAAACUGGACUUAAUCAGGGAGCUGGAAAUAUUGAGUUCUACCUCAGAUGAUGAUAAACCUGUUUCUAAUGGGUGUGAUAUAGGUUCACCAUCUACAAACUCCUGUGGGGAGGAUAAUCUUUGGUCACUUAUGGCUGACAUGAAAAAAUCAAAAGAUCUAAAAGAGAAGGCAAAGUUACCAGAGGAAAUGGUGCUCUCAUACUUGGAGGAAGAAGUGCUUGAGCAUAACUGUGAUCCACUAACUUACUGGGAUUUUAAGAAGUCAUCGUGGCCAGUAUUGUCAAAAUUGGCUGUAAGAUUCUUGGGUUGUCCACCAAGUAUUGUUCCUUCAGAGAGAUUGUUCAAUACAUCCAAUGAAAACAGCAGCUUUAGUCAGUCAAGGCUAAUGAUUGAACACUUUGAAAAACUUAUCUUUUUGAAAGUGAAUCUUCCCUUAAUAUACUUCCAGUAUUGAAACUAACGAACAAAUUGCCAGACUAAAACUAUUGUUGCUCACUGGAUAUUAAAUAUUUGGAUUGUUAAAUUGCUCCAGUAGGGGCCAUGUAUGACAUCUAAUCAGUGACUGUAAUUCAAAAUUUUAGUUUUGUCAGCUUUCAUUAAAAUGUCUACAUGUGCCUUAUUCAUAGUUCUUCAGGCCAGAUAUUGUAUAUAUGUUUUUUAAAAGUUCACACUAGAAAUAGCCUGUCUUGUCAAAUUAUACAUAAUUAUGUAGGUUUUAAUCCAUAAUUGUAAAUGAACUUAAAAAAGCGUGGUCAUUUGUUUUAAUAGAAUGGCAAAAAAGAUGUAAACAGUUCUAUUCUGUAGUUUUUUAUUCAAUUAUGUCAAAACCAUAAACCAGGUACUGUAUUUUAGUUAAACAUUGCUUUAAUUGCAGCAAAAUAGCUUUUGUAGCUGUCAAAAGAGAGCUGUACAUAAAAGGUGGAGUUAAAGCCAUCUUUUUACUUAGCAGUUUUUAAUUGCAAGCCCUAAAGUACUUAAAGGGUUAUGAAGAAUUAUUAUGGAAGAUGUUUACUAUGACAGGAAACUAUUGACUUACUAUUUGAAAAUGUAACUAAAUUUAGAGAUAUUAUGGAACAUCAGUUAUACAGUAAUCUGUAAUAAAACUUCCCAUGUGCUGUUCUGCUAUUCAGGUUUUACAUUGUAAUUGAAUUACAGAAAUAUUCCGAGUAUUUAUAUAAGCUCUUUUUGGAAGUUUUUAUCAAAGUUUGUGAAUGAAUGCUUGUUGUUUAAUGCAGUGUAUGAAAAGGCAAGAAACUUAGUGAAAGAUCUGAUGUUCUAAAAUCUUUUUUGAAUCUUUAGUGCAUCAAAAUUAUAAGGGUUGCCUGGCGUAAAAAUUGUGCCCUGGUUCCCAACACAAUUACAGCCGGGUAUAACAAAUUGUCUUAAAGUUCCUAGUACAAAAAUAACCAACACUGAUUCUGAAGAAUAGCCUUAUGGAUAUGGUGCACUGCUUAGAAUUUUAUGUAGUAGGGUUGAUUCAUAAUUGUUGGUGUCCAUCAUGCAAAUGAGUAGGCCCUAUCAAAUUCAUGGUCUAUUAUAGGAUUUUAAAAAUGAUAAAUUUCAUGAUUUCAGCUAUUUAAAUUUGAAAUUUCACAGUGUUGUAA
This is a messenger RNA of Mauremys reevesii (Reeves's turtle), 5353 nucleotides long. RefSeq names its product zinc finger BED-type containing 4 (gene ZBED4). Lineage: Eukaryota; Metazoa; Chordata; Testudines; Geoemydidae. The transcript has 3 exons. Bases 685 to 4203 code for a protein of 1172 amino acids. The record is from RefSeq and is a predicted model, not a curated record. Gene Ontology annotation, molecular function: DNA binding; protein dimerization activity.